Trichoderma aggressivum f. europaeum is the source of this 1425-nucleotide messenger RNA. RefSeq lists its product as uncharacterized. The record is from RefSeq and is a predicted model, not a curated record. The transcript has 2 exons. NCBI's taxonomy places the organism in Eukaryota, Fungi, Ascomycota, Sordariomycetes, Hypocreales, Hypocreaceae. The coding region runs from base 1 to 1425 and encodes 474 amino acids.
AUGGCGAUCUCAAGCGUUUGCGAUCUCCCGGCGGAGAUGAUUCUUUUAUUCAUGGAGCGCUUGCCAAAUGUACCCACGUUAACCAACUUUAUCCUCUGCAAUAGGAGUAUUUACAACAUAUAUAUUAACCACCCAACCCAUAUCUUGCUGUCUGUUCUUGAGAAUGAGCUUGGCAAAGAUCUCCUUGUCCAUGCCAUUGUUGCGCACCAGGUCGAGAAGAUGGAUGUAACCUUGCCACGCUUUGCCAGUCUGUCCAUGGAUCAGAUCGACUCUGAAGUGGCCAAUCUUCGAGGGAUAAGGGACCAGGCCUUUAUCUUACAGCAUUCUUCCCCCAGACUCUCAUCUAUCAAAAUCACCCUUCGAGAUGCUAGCAGAAUCUCUUCCUUGUGGACCAAGGUAUCUCAGCUAUCAGAAGCAUUUGUGGGGGACUGCACUAGCGGGCUGGGGCGUGUAUUUUAUCCCUUAGAGGAUUCUAUUCGAUGGCGGCCGGUGUCGGUUUCUGAGAUGAGGAGGCUUCGACAGUCGAUGUACAUGUUCCACAUCUUGUCCCUCUUUUGCGAGGAUCUAUUCCUUGAUGUCCAACUCGAUCAACAUAACCAGGUUAUUCAGCAAAAGGUCAUUGCUUGCAUGGAUAAGAUUUCGAAAUUGCAGCGCACUCUUGUGGAUGGAUUUAUGGCUCCUUGGGAACUGUAUCAGGUUGUUUCGUUGCAGGCGUGGUUUCGUCGGCAGCUGCGUGAGUUGGAACGCGACACCUAUCUUAACGAGAGGCUGAUGCCCUACCUCCUUUCCCGGGGCAUAGAAUGCAUGCACGAGGGCAUGUGUCUCGACAGACAUGCGCGAUUCGGCUAUGCGAGUGAACGAGAAGGAGGGUUCUAUUUCUUUCUCAAUACAAUGAAGGAAAAGGCCAGAUGCCACCCAGCACACGGGUUCGGAAUGGUUCUUUCACGGGGGAUAAGGGACAACUGGGCGCGGAAGACGCCAAGGGCAUUUGACCGGUACAAUUGCUUUGGGGGCCGCCCAGACAAGGAAGCAUACACCAUCUGGCGUAACUUUGGAAUCUCCAGGCACACACUGGGCUUCGACUUGUCGGCUCCCGGAUCGUUUGACGUCUUGGCCGAAACAGAGGGCAUAUUGGAUGUCUGGUCUGCCGCAAUUUGGGACCCGAUUCGCUGGUCUGAUAUACGCCGCACCAUGGACGGCAACAUGCAGCCUUAUCCCUGGUACUUUGUAACUUUGCCUUGGGAUCCUUUUCUGGUGGGAUGGCAGAGUGCCAUGGAUCCGAGAAUGAGGGACGGCGUGAGGCGGGAGAGACGGAGCAGGCCGUUUGCGGCGUGGUUUAGGAUGAUGGCGGCAUCUCUCUUGGAAUACACGGUUUCUUUGGUUACGACACCAGUUGCCAUAUUGGUGGUUCUCCUAAGACGGUAG